ACGUGUAUAUAUAGCCUUCUCUUCACUUGUAUGUUCCAUGAUUGGAGUACUAAAAGAUCUCUUUCUUCUUAAGGUUUGAACUUCUUCUUCCCAACAAAUAUUCAAAUCCUUAAUUCUACCAUAUCCAUGGACCUUUGAAGCAUAACAAUUAUCUGAUUUGAAAUAUAUAUGUAUUGUUCUCAAUCUGUUUCCAAAAUCGUCAUGAAAGCUGAACUUCGAUCAAACCCCAAUUCAAUUUCCUUAUCGAAUCCAACCCUUUUUAACUCGCACCAAAACCCACUCUCAGGUGCUCUAAAAGGCUGCCUAGGCAAUCUAGAUGGAGCCUGUAUCGAAAAGCUUCUCUUACACUGUGCAAACGCUCUUGAAAACAGCGACAUCAAUUCUGCUCAACAAGUCAUGUGGGUCCUCAACAACGUUGUUUCAUCCUCUGGAGACCCUAACCAAAGGCUUGCAUCAUGGUUCUUAAGGGCACUCAUCUCUAGGGCUUCUAGGGUUUGCCCUACACCGAUGAAUUUCAAUGGUGGAAGGAGUGCCUUUCAGAGGAGGCUAAUGAGUGUGACUGAGUUGGCAGGGUAUGUUGAUCUCAUCCCUUGGCACAGGUUUGGAUUUUGUGCAUCAAAUAGUGCCAUUUUUAAGGCUAUCCAAGGUUGUCCUAAAGUUCAUAUUUUGGACUUUAGUAUUACUCAUUGUAUGCAAUGGCCAACCCUAAUCGAUGCGUUAGCUAAGAGGCCUGAAGGGCCUCCUAGCUUACGCAUAUCAGUCCCUUCAUGGAGGCCACUAGUGCCCCCAUUUCUUAAUGUACUAACCGAAGAAGUAGGGAUACGUUUAACAAAUUUUGCCAACUUUAGAAACGUUCCAUUUGAAUUCAACGUGAUCGAUGUUUCACCUUCCAUAGAAGAAUCUUCUUUGAACUUUAACUAUGAAUUUCUUUUAACCCAAGAAAAUCUUGUACAAAAUGAUGAGGCGUUAGUGAUUAAUUGCCAAAAUUGGCUACGCUAUAUGCCCGAUAUAGCUUCUUCAAAAGAUUCAUUCCUUGAGAUAGUGAAAACAUUGAACCCUCGUAUCAUAACAAUCGUAGAUGAAGACUCCGAUCUAGGAUCAUCAAGUUUAGCAUCAAGAAUUACCACAUGCUUUAAUUUCUUGUGGAUCCCAUUUGAUGCAUUGGAAACUUUCUUGCCAAAAGAUAGUUUCCAAAGAAUGGAGUAUGAAGCCGAUAUUGGCCAUAAAAUUGAAAAUAUUAUUGGCUUUGAAGGUAGACAAAGGAUAGAAAGACUUGAAUCAGGAGCCAAAUUUUCACAAAGAAUGCGGAAUUUAGGGUUUUUCAGUGUACCAUUUGGUGAAGAUUCGAUUAAUGAAGUGAAAUUCUUGCUAGAUGAACAUGCUAGUGGUUGGGGAAUGAAGACCGAAGAAGACAUGAUUGUGCUCACAUGGAAGGGUCAUAACUCAGUCUAUGCCACUGCAUGGUUCCCUUAUAAGUUUGAUAAUUAAUUAAGGGAUCAUGCAGAUGCAAAAAUCAACAUUAGAUCCCAUAAAAACCCCGCAUUAAUUUAAGCAUCGAAUGGUGUUCUUGAAUUAAGAAGUCAACAGUGGAACUCGAGGGGUGAUGGUGAAAUGUACAGAGGUAGCUUCGUUAAUCCUAUAGGGAGAUAGGGUGGAGAAGAAAGUGACAAAGCUGGUGUCUUUUUUUAAUAAAAAGAAAGCUUCAAGGCUUAAAAAUGAGUAGAAGCACAUCGAAAUUAUUCGUUGUUUUCUCAUGUUUGUAAUUUUUUGCUUAAAGAAGUUUGGAGUCAAGUAUAUUUUGACAUGCUUUACGACUUGUUUCUCUUAAUUAAUAUACUCCUUUAUUUUAAUAUUUUUGUCUUUAAUUCGAAAUAAUUUGUACAC
Molecule: messenger RNA, 1884 nt
Organism: Lactuca sativa (garden lettuce)
Lineage: Eukaryota; Viridiplantae; Streptophyta; Magnoliopsida; Asterales; Asteraceae
Product: scarecrow-like protein 32
Source: RefSeq, a predicted model, not a curated record